AUGAGCCACACGCCUAUGGAUCUCGACUCUUCGUUAGACGAUCUUAUUAAGAAGAGAAAGUCAUCUGGUUCUGAUAGAAGCAGAUCCAGAAAGCACAGCAACAACAAAUCCAAGAAACAGCAGCAGCAACAUCAAAUGUCAUCUCGACCCGCUCUCCAAACCAGCAAGGCCAAAGUAUCCAAACCUACACCACCACGUAGCAAUUCUGGCAUCAACGCACGAUUAUCCACCUCCAGUGGAAACUCCCCUUCAGGCCCUCUAUUCACAGCCAAAAACACACCACCUGCAAAACGAACCACACCCAAAGCUGAUCCUUCUCAAAUUAUCAUUACAAAGGCUAUACCUACCUCAAAUGCUAUUUCAAACAGAAUUGGAAGUGGUGCUGGAAACGAUAAAAAGAUGAAAAGCGUCAUUGCUAGCCGUUUGGGAUCUCAGCCUAGACAACAACAACAACAGCAACCACAGAUACAAUCCCAAAUACUUCGUCCACUACCAGCAACACAACAACAACAGCUCUACAUGCCGUCUUCCAGCAUACAAUCUUCUAGAGAUCCCAUACAAAUCAGAGGGAUGUAUCAACCAGAGUAUGUCGAGCCAGGGCAAGGAAUCUCUAUUCGUGGCAGAUCAAACACAGCUACAGCAAGACCUGGCAUAUCCAUCAGAGGUGAAUCUGGACCUACGACCGUUUUGAUGACUGGACUCGAUGCCUAUGCUAAUAGUGAUGAUGUUAGGCUUGCUGUGGAAGAUUUCGGUAAUGUCUUGAGCUGUGAGGUAUUAAGGGAUCGUCAAGGUCGUUCUUUUGGAGAAGCUGAAAUCGAGUUUAGCUCAAAGGACGCAGCAUUGGACUGUAUUGCGGCACUGGAUAAUAAAUUGGCAGAUGGCCGCAUUUUGCGCAUCAUUUUAAGAGAACCAAAGAAACCACAAACUUAUGCUCAAAAGCAACUUCGAUCCAUGGUUCAACCUUCGUAUGCCGUGUCGGGCAAAAUGUAUUCAGAUCAGUUAACACCACGAUACGACAUUUAUCGUCAAUAG
Molecule: messenger RNA, 1032 nt
Organism: Mucor velutinosus
Lineage: Eukaryota; Fungi; Mucoromycota; Mucoromycetes; Mucorales; Mucoraceae
Gene: CYP1
Product: heme binding
Exons: 5
Coding region: 1-1032 (343 amino acids)
Biological process (GO): mRNA export from nucleus
Cellular component (GO): nucleus
Molecular function (GO): mRNA binding
Source: RefSeq, a predicted model, not a curated record